Cladocopium goreaui is the source of this 679-nucleotide messenger RNA. The record is from the annotation of a GenBank genome assembly. Lineage: Eukaryota; Dinophyceae; Suessiales; Symbiodiniaceae.
UGGGAACCGGGAGCACGGCGACGGAAAAAAACCCUUCGCCGGCGACCGCGCCAUGGGUCGUUUCGAAACAGGCGACCGAGAUACUACCCGAGAGCCAUGCCCUGAUCGAAUCAUCGAGGACUUGGGUGGCGCAUUUGGCAUGGGCGCGGUUGGAGGCUUUUUGUGGCACUUCGGAAGGGGAGCGCGGAAUUCCCCACAAGGGGACAGGCUACAAGGCGCUUUGUACAGCGCAAGAAGCAGGGCUCCUAUUUUGGGAGGGAACUUCGCAGUUUGGGGUGGCACCUUCUCCUGUUUUGAUUGCUCUCUGCAGUACAUCCGGAGGCAAGAUGACCACUGGAAUGCCAUUGCAUCAGGUUUCCUCACCGGUGGCGUACUCGCCGCCAGAGGUGGUUGGAAAGCCGCUUCGCGCAACGCUGUGAUUGGCGGCGUUCUUUUGGCGAUUAUCGAAGGAGUCGCCGCACUACUCAUGAGGUCAGCCUCUGAGACGCCGCGAGAAAUGCACAUGCGAGAAAAGCAGAUGAAGGACAACGGCGGCUGGCCCAGUUGGCUCAGAAGUCCUAUAGCUCCCACUGCCGCCGUUGAGUAGGUCGCCACUGCCAUGCCAUGACCGAAAGGUCGCCAGGACACCAGAAAAAUCCAUGGCAGGAGCGAAUAUAGAAAAAUCCAUGUUGGUGGUGAC